This is a messenger RNA of Botrytis byssoidea, 291 nucleotides long. RefSeq lists its product as uncharacterized. The record is from RefSeq and is a predicted model, not a curated record. Gene Ontology annotation, cellular component: membrane. The coding region runs from base 1 to 291 and encodes 96 amino acids. NCBI's taxonomy places the organism in Eukaryota, Fungi, Ascomycota, Leotiomycetes, Helotiales, Sclerotiniaceae. The transcript has 2 exons.
AUGUACAGUUGUUUAGGGCUUUCCUCUAUCACCUUCGUUAUUCAUGGUCUCAUGCUUUACGGGUAUGAAACGCAAAAUUGGAGGAUGAGUCUAGAUUGGUUGGGGAUCAUGGCUGGGCUCAAUUUGUUUGGUGCUUUUGCUUAUGCUGCAAGGUUUCCACGUCGCCACGACAUCUUAGGUUCAAGUCAUCAGAUCCUCCAUUUUAUGGUUAUUUUUGCAGGAUUAGCACACAUGGCUGGGCUUUUGAGAGCAUUUGACCAUAUACACUCGGAAACAUUCCAAUGCAUUUGA